UACGCUCAUUCACAACAAACAGUUGAAACGCGCGGGUCCUCUUGCGAGAGCGCUUAAUUAAUUAAUUGGGGAACUGACACACACGAGUGUGUGUGUGCGUUCGAGUGCGUGUACAUGUGCGGGAGUGUGAGCGGAGAUAAUUAGCUGAGCGGCAGCGGCCAACUCCCAGCCCAAAUCGAGAACAAAACGAGCGAAAAACAACGCAAAAUGCAUUAGCGGAGCGACAAUUUGUGCGGAAUGCUAGCUUUUGUGCAAUAAUUAUUUGUAACGAUUUGUUGCAAUUCUCCAACCGGUGUGCUUUUCGUCGAAAUCUGUAGCGAAAUCGGAGGCGAUAUCUAAGACGAAAUGCUUGUGUUGGCGGCAUUGUGAAAACGAAAUCAAAAUUUCAACUACGUGUUGCUCUUUUGCCGUUGCCUAAUUUAAUGUCGUGUUGUUUUUAUUUUCGCAAACGAAAGUCCAUCGCUUUGCAUGUGUGAGUAGCGAUCGUUUGUCGCCGUGUUGGUGGUAAAAGUCGGCGCAGAAACAACAAUAUCAGCAACAACACUAGUAGAAGCAAAAACAACAACGAGAAGAAAAGCCUUCAAGAUGAGUGUGUGGAGCGAUUGCAAUGCCAAGCAGGCAGAAUUCGGCAUUGCCAAGUGCAAUUUCGACCAGGAGACGAAGCCACAUCGCCUCAACCUGGAUGUGGGUGAUGCGGUCAUAAUUCUUAAGGAGACCACCCACUGGUACUACGGGUACAGACAAAAAGCAAAGGAAACACGCGGCAUAUUUCCCAAGAGCUAUAUACACUUAUGCGAAUAUAAUAUCGUGAAUGGGGAGUUCUGCAUCCAGCGCACGGAUAUUGUCGAGGAGAUCACCAAAGUUAUUUUGGAGUGGGGCUCCAUAGCCAAGAAUUACUUUCUGACCACAAAUCCCAGCUUUCCCAAAAUUCGCCGCAAAAUGAACGAAUUGAAUAACAAUAGAGCGGCUUUGAUCUCCGGAAAUCUGCCAUUGGACGAGGUGCGAAAGGUGAAGCUGCUGGCUACCAAUCAGAUCGAUACUGGCAACAAGCUCCUCGGCCUGGACAUGGUGGUGCGCGAUGAGAGCGGCGACAUCUUGGACACCAAUGCCAUCUGCACCACCGAGCUCUACGAGCAACAUACGCACGCUGUUCAGCGCAUCGACAAGGCCAAUCGGCUGUCCAGCGAGCGGGGAACUACAAGAACACCAAACAAGUACUCUCACAACAUCCUGCUACACGUGAACGCCUUCGUUUGCAAGUUCCAGGAGGAUUCGGACCUGCUCUUCACGCUCUUCGACGGGGAAACGCACAAACCCAUCAGCGAAAACUAUGUGGUCAAGUGGUCAAGAACAGGAAGCGCCCGCGAUGUUGAGCAAAUCGACAACAACCGCGUGCUGUUCACGGAUCUCAGUAAGAGCGACCUGGCCAUCGCCAAAAUGUACCUGGUGUGCUACGCCAUCCGAAUCGGUUCCAUGGAUUUUAAGGAUUCUUCCGAUUCGAAGCGGACGAGCAUGAGCAUUGCCAAUAGCAUGCUGAACGCCUCCAGCCGCAAGGCCUCCCAGCUAUCGGUGAGCUCCAGCGGAUCGUCCACCAGCAAUGGGGAAUACAUCAUUCGACGUCCGUUUGGUGUGGCCUGCAAGGACCUCACGCCCUUCAUCAAUAAGUCGGACGACUUCCGUGGCAACAUAGACCUGCCCUUCAUCAUGUGCGAAAAGGAAACGCUGGACGGAACGCUGCGUAAGCUAAUCGCGAACAAGGAUAUCGGCAAGAUUGACUCUAAGAUGGCAGUAACUAUCGAGGUGCUACGGGGCGACAUUAAGCAGAUUAGGGAAGAAUUUCCACGCUUGAUGCACACUAAUGUGCCGGUGGCCCGAAAAAUGGGAUUCCCAGAGGUCAUACUGCCCGGCGAUGUGCGAAAUGAUUUGUACCUUACCAUCUGUAGUGGAGAAUUUGCGCGCAUUGCCAAAACCUCGGAAAAGAACGUUGAGGUGUCGGUGUGUGUGGCCAAUGAGCAGGGAUACCUUAUGCCCGGUGUGCUGAGCAUCGGAGCUGGACAUCAACCCAUUGAUGAGUACAAAUCGGUGGUCUACUACCACGAUGACAAGCCCAAGUGGCAGGAGACCUUCAAGAUCCAUGUGCCCAUUGAGGACUUUAAGCAAUGCCAUCUGCGCUUUGUGCUCAAGCAUCGUAGCAGCAAUGAGCAAAAAGAUCGAACUGAGAAGCCCUUCGGCCUCGCAUAUGUGCGUCUAAUGCAGGCCAAUGGCACAACCAUCACACAGGGUCAACACACCCUGGCCGUUUACAAGAUCGAUCACAAGAAGUACGACAAAACGGUAGCCAAUUGUUAUUUGGAGCUUCCAGCCACGGUUGCUGAGCUCCAGGGUGCAAAGCCUUCCAUCGGUGGACUCACUCUUCUGCCAAAAGAUCAGCUGUCCAUUGGGGUUAACCUGUGCAGCACCAAGCUCACUCAGAGCGUAAGCUUGUUGGGUCUUCUGAAUUGGUCGGCGCACAAGGAGACGCUGGAACAGUCGCUAAACGCCUUGUCCACAGUGCCCGGAGAGGAGGUGGUGAAGUUCCUGCAGGACAUACUCGAUGCCUUGUUCAAUAUACUGGUGGAGAAUGAUCAUCCGGAGAAAUAUGACCAGCUCGUCUUCAUGAGCAUUAUACAUUUGAUUGAAACGGUGUCCGAUCUCAAGUACCAACACUUUCUCACUGUUCUCGAUGUGUACAUUAAUGAGAGCUUCUCGUUUACACUGGCCUAUACCAAAUUAAUGGAUGUGCUGCAGAAGAACAUUAGUGAUGCGAUCUCACCAAAAGAAAAGUCCGCUGAUGGCAAUGAUCUGGAAGAGAGUGCGGAGGUGCGACGCCUGUACAAGACGACUCGUUACCUUCACUAUGUGAUGAAGUUCGUGAUUCGAUCGCGUGUGCUCUACGCUGAGAUGAACUGCAACACGGACUAUGUGGACUUUGCUACCCGGUUGCAGGAGCUUCUUCGCAUGUUCAUCGACAUGAUUGGCUGUCCGAGCAAUCUGCUUAAAUCGGAGGGAGCACUGCUCAAGAAUCUGCACAUCAUAGCCACAGAUCUGAUGCAGGUCUUCGAUCAAGUGCGCUUGAGCAUUUCCAUUGUGGAAAUCCUUGAGAAAUUCCCGCCGCGACGUCUUACUCAGUCUAAGAUGGGAUGCAUCAAAGAUUUUGUGGAGACAAAGCUGUUUACGUUGCCCAAAUGUCGGGCCAUUCUACUGCCCGUGUUCUGCAAACACAUCAAGGAUCACCUCGAGAGCAAGGAGGAGGGAGACUCGAAAACCGAUAUCUGGCAGCAAGAAAAGAAUCUUUCGAAAGCCGCCAAAGUGCUCGGACAGAAAAAAUCCCAACUGCAUACAUGUGAUACGACUGCCAACAAAAAGAUUGCCGAGUGCAUCAACAUCAUGAACAACGUACUGAAACUUCUGUUUCGGUCGGAUGUGGGAUCCACGCACAAUGACAUUCGAGACAUUAUGAUCAUCCUGUUCCGCACCGUAAUGAAGGCAGCCCACGCCCUGGACAGGGACACGGGAUUGGUGGGCAAAUUCUUUGCCAUUAUGCUGGGUAUACUGCAGCGAAUGGACGCCCAGCACUACGAGUACUUUGUGAAGGACUUGCACCAGCGUGGAGAGUUGAAGCACUUUGUCAUAGAAAUCCUUUUGGUAUUUGAGGAGCUGGUGUCUCCGCACCAGAAAGCCGUGUUUCCGCGGGACUGGAUGGACAUGAUUAUGCACCAGAAUACUGUGAUUCUUGGUGCUCUGAAGCAUCUUACCGUGGUCAUUACGGACUACUUCUUGUGCCCGUUCGAGAAGCAGAUCUGGUCGAACUUCUUCCAGUGCUCCAUCGCCUUUCUGGUGCAAUCACCGCUGCAAUUGAAUGACUUUAACGAUAACAAACGGCAAAUUGUGUUCGCACGCUACCGUGACAUCCGCAAGGAUACGGCCAUGGAGAUCAGGAAGAUGUGGUUUCAGUUGGGACAGCACAAACCCAAAUUUGUGCCGCAGUUGGUGGAGAACAUACUGGAAAUGAGCAUGAUACCGGAGAAGGAGCUGCGCCAGGAGACCAUUCCCAUCUUCUUCGACAUGAUGCAGUGCGAGUACUACAGCUCGCGAUUGGAGCUCGAAAGUUACGGCGAUACCAAAUUCAACAAUGCCCAUCACAAGGGUAACUUUUCCGACUUCAAGACAGCGAUGAUUGAGAAGUUGGAUAUCCUAAUCGGGGCUGGUAAGGGCGAUGCCGAGUACAAGCAUUUGUUCGAGACAAUAAUGCUGGAGCGCUGCGCUGCUCACAGCACGCUUAACGUGGACGGCACUGCCUUUGUGCAGAUGGUAACCCGGCUGAUGGACAAACUGCUGGAGUACCGAUUUAUCAUCCAGGAUGAGAGCAAGGAGAAUCGCAUGGCUUGCACCUUCUCUCUGCUGCAGUUCUAUUCGGAGGUGGAUCUCAAGGAGAUGUACAUCCGGUAUGUCGACAAACUGUGCGCUCUGCACAUGGAGUUCGAGAACUACACAGAGGCGGCAUUCACGCUUAAGCUGCACACGGAACUGCUGCGUUGGACGGAUACGGAACUGUCGCACCAACUGCGCAGCUAUCGGCACAGAACCUGCCGCACUCACCGGCAACUGAAGGAGGCGCUCUACUUUGAGAUUAUGGAUUUCUUCGACAAGGGCAAACAGUGGGAGUGCGCCAUCGAUAUGUGCAGGGUGCUGGCUCGCCAGUACGAGGAGGAGAUCUUCGACUAUCUUAAGUUGGCGGAACUUCUGAAUCGCAUGGCAUUGUUCUAUGAGAAGAUCAUCAAGGAGCUGCGUCACAAUUCCGAAUACUUCCGCGUCUGCUUCUAUGGGCGGGGAUUCCCGCGUUUUCUUCAGAACCGCGUCUACAUUUUCCGUGGCAAGGAGUACGAGCGGCACAGUGACUUCUGCGCCCGUAUGCUAGUCCAGCAUCCGCAGGCCGAGCUCAUGCAAACGCUGGAGGCGCCGGGCGAGGACAUCACCAACAGUGAUGGGCAGUACAUACAGGUGAACAAGGUGGAGCCGAUAAUGGGUCAGGCAUUCAACAAGUUCAACGAUAAGAUCAUCAACAACGAAAUCGUCAAAUACUUCACCGCCAACAAUGUGCAAAAGUUUCAGUUUUCACGCCCCUUCCGGGACAGCUUAAACGGUGGAGACAGGGACGAUGUACGAAAUCUGUGGCUGGAGCGCACUGAACUGCUCAUCCGCUACCCUCUGCCGGGUAUUCUGCGCUGGUUCCCCGUCAUUGAGACCAAUACUUUUAAAAUCUCACCCCUGGAGCGAGCGGUUGAAAUUAUGAAGGACACAAACCGUGACAUUCGGCAACUGGUGAUACUGCACAAGAGUGACGAAAGUCUGCACAUCAACCCGCUGAGUAUGAAACUUAAUGGCAUUGUGGAUCCGGCUGUAAUGGGCGGCUUUGCCAAGUACGAGGAAGCCUUCCUCACCGAUGACUAUUUGGAGCAGAAUCCGGACGACAAGGAGUUGGUGGAAGAGCUCAAAGAACUGAUUGCCAACCAGAUUCCACUGCUCGAUUUGGCCAUUCAGCUACAUCGCUUGCGGGCGCCAGACAGUCUGAAAGCUCUGCAGGAGCACCUGGAACGCUGUUUCGCCGACAUGCAGCAGCAUGUGGAGUUGCGCUAUGGUCGCAAGUCCUGUGACCUCAAAAUCGAACGCGACUCGGUGGUGAUGCGACGUCCGAACUCCUUCCUGCCUCCGCUUUUCGAUGGCAGCAACAAUCGACACUCCGAAACCAGCAUGGGAUCUUCAGACAGCGGCUUGUCGAAAUCAACAUUUCUGCCGCGUCCACAGACCAAUUCGAUUAAGAACCCAUUUUCCGGCCUAAGUUUCAACACUAGGCCCAGUUUGGGACACUCGCCGAGCAUCAAGAGCAACAAGUGCAAGGAUAAGACUCCAAAUAAGCGAAGAACUAAGGAUGGAAAGGUAAAGGAGCGUGAAGCCCUUAGCCUGUCCAGCAGUCAAUGGUACACGCCGCCAUUGUCUACUAUAACAUCGACGCCGGAGAAGGAGAUCAACGUAUCCAUAGCCUCGCUAGCGAGCACAUCGAAUAGUUCUUUAAGUGGUCCCAAGACGCCAGACCCUCAUGUCCUGACAGAGGAGCUAACCCCCAAGCGACCUCUGCGUUCGGAAAUGGAGAAGGAGCGUCGACUCUCUCGUCCUGCCAGCAUCGCUACGCCAACGGCCAGUAUCAAGAAUUUUCCUGACACGCGCUCCCUGUCCGAAAGCAGCAACCGCAACUCUGUUGAAACCACCGAUUCCACUUCAGAGGAGGACAUUCGACCACCACCGUUGCCCGCCAAGGCACGUGACUCAACAGAUUUUACCAGCCUGUCGCAAAACAUGGAUUGGACGCCGAAUGGUUAUGCGAUGCUCAGCACUAUUAGCAACACCAGCAGCAGCAGCAUGAGCACCACCUCAACCCUGACGAAGACCAGUAUUACCAACACUACGUACGAGUAUUUGGAGACCACGAACUUCAGUUUGGUGGGUGCCAUCGAUGGAAACAAACCGCGUCCGCCGACGCCGCCACCGAAGCCAUCGCGCCACAGCAAACACAUUCCGUAGGGUAGCGAAGGGCAUCUAUGAACCCCAGAAGCUUCCAGUGCAGCGCCAUAUAUGUUCAAACGUUGUCGAGUGCCAAAUAUUCCUGUUACUACAUGUAUAGCCGGCAAUCGAGCCUGUAUCUACAGCCACAAAAACAGCAACGACCUUUGCCUCAACCUUCGACCGCCUACCAAAUCAAGUGUCUUAAAAACGAUCGCAUUAGCAUAUAAAAUUCAGAUUUCCGAUAAUUAUGUUUAGGUGUUUAAUUACGUUUAAAUGAUAUUAUGUUGAACAUGUCAUUUUUGUUUAGUUAAGCUUUUCGUCGUGUAAUUUGUUUUAGAACAAACCCAAAUGCUUGUCUUUCACAAGUACUAAUUCAUGUUGUACACAUAUAUGUUGUACUUUAGAUAUCUACGAUAGAUUUAAGCUGAAAUAAUGUUGUAGAAAAACGUUGUACGUCUCUUAUGCAAACAAGUGCCACAGUCUUUAUGCAAUAGCAAUUAACAUACACGAACCCUACGACCAUAUCUUCGAUUUUACGAACGAACAACGUGGUUUUAGCACAAAUUUACUAACAAGUCAAUUAGAAAGUACUAAUGUGAAACGAAAUCUUGUAUGCUACAAUUUUACACAAUUUUUUAAAGAAUGCAAAACUAUUUACACUGUUUUUAUACACUUCAGUAUAGCCAUAAAGUAGAGCAACUAAACAUUGAGAUUUAUUCAUUAAGAAUAUUAUACGUAUGAACAACGUGCACUGAAACCAUAACGCACAAUUAUUUAAACAAACGUUUAAAUAUUUAAUUUUAGCCAAAAUCACUGUUUAAUUAUGUUUUAAAUGGAUUCUGUGUAAUUUUCGAUCUGUGUAUCGGCCAAAGAUUAAGCAAUAAUAAAAUACAAGUAAGCAUGUAAAAGCUACGAAAUUUUA
Molecule: messenger RNA, 7522 nt
Organism: Drosophila santomea
Lineage: Eukaryota; Metazoa; Arthropoda; Insecta; Diptera; Drosophilidae
Gene: mbc
Product: dedicator of cytokinesis protein 1
Exons: 15
Coding region: 586-6618 (2010 amino acids)
Biological process (GO): small GTPase-mediated signal transduction; cell migration
Cellular component (GO): cytoplasm; plasma membrane
Molecular function (GO): guanyl-nucleotide exchange factor activity; small GTPase binding
Source: RefSeq, a predicted model, not a curated record